This is a messenger RNA of Lethenteron reissneri (Far Eastern brook lamprey), 1510 nucleotides long. RefSeq names its product CDK5 regulatory subunit-associated protein 2-like. Gene Ontology annotation, molecular function: microtubule binding; gamma-tubulin binding. The record is from RefSeq and is a predicted model, not a curated record. Gene Ontology annotation, cellular component: microtubule plus-end; mitotic spindle pole; pericentriolar material. Gene Ontology annotation, biological process: establishment of mitotic spindle orientation; centriole replication; microtubule bundle formation. NCBI's taxonomy places the organism in Eukaryota, Metazoa, Chordata, Hyperoartia, Petromyzontiformes, Petromyzontidae.
GCCAGACGCGAAGGGGGCGUGGUCUCGCUCCCGUCGUGCUGCUCGCGCAAAUGGCGCCGUUUGAACGGGGCCCGAUUCCGUCUCCCGCGCAGCUGCCUCAGCGCAGCCGCCACUCGCCGUAAACAAAACUUCUCGCCUCUCACUCAACUCCGAGCCGGAAUCGCUCUGCGCCUCUCGUCAUCUAUAAAAAGAAACAUUCAUCACCGUCUCUGGAGUUUGAUGGGAGGGAGGAAGACGGAGGUGCAGGAUACGCGGAGCCAUGGACUCGGUUGUGGGAGACGACCCCAGCCUGCCCGGGGACCUGAGCAGCAGCCUGUCCCGCCUGCAUGAGCUGACGGGCGUGGAGCCCGGGGGGCUGCUGGGCAUGGAGCUCGGGGUGGAGCCGGGCGGACCGGGAGGGCUGGCGGGAGGGACUCAAAUCUCACCCACACGCGCCCGCACCAUGAAGGACUACGAACAGCAAAUAGCGGAGCUAAAGAAGGAGAACUUCAGCCUGAAGCUGCGCAUCUACUUCCUGGAAGAACGCGUGCAGGAAGGCUGCGAUGGCGCCACGGAAGAUGUCUACCGGACGAACAUCGAGCUCAAGGUGGAGGUGGAGAGCCUCAAGAGAGACCUAAGGGAGAAGCAGAAUCUGCUCGUCAAGGCCUCCAACGCGGUGGAGACGUUGGCUGGGAGCAGAGAGGCAGAGAUCUCGCGAUUGCAUCAGCAGGCGCGUCAGGAGAUGCAGCAGCUGCAGGGGCAGCUGCGCAAGCUGCAGGAGGAGUUGGAGCAGGGCCGGGAGGAGCUGGGCCACAUGGCCAGGCUGGCGCAAGCGGAGAGGGAGCGCGGCCUGGAGCUGGAGGCUGAGCUCGGGGAGCUCCGUGCAUCGCACCAGCAGCAGCUGCAACAGUUGCAGCUGCAGCAGCAGUCCUCAUUGUCACCACCGCCGUACCAGCCGCAGGGACAACAGCAGCAACAGCUCCAGCAGCUAGCACACGGGCGUGAGGCCCAUACAGGAAGGAGGUCCGUGGCGGUCGGGCCUAAUGACAGUCCCGAGCGAGCCGGCGCUACCGAGGAGAGGGGUGGCCGGGCGAGCGAGGGCCCCCCGCCGCUAGCGGAGGGAGACGAUGGCUCGUCGGAGGGCUGGGGGUCGGGGCCGCCCAGCCCGUGGAUGCGCGUCGAGAAGCUGAAAAGGACGCUGCAGGAAAACCGUGCUACCAGCGAUGCGCUCAUAAAGGACCUUCAGCGGGAGAAGGUGGAGAAUCAGCAGCAGCAAGAAGUGAUUAAGAAGAUGACCGAGGAGCGGGAGGAGGAGGCCGGGCGGCUUCAGCGCUCUGCCGGGGAGAUGGCGGCCGCGUUGGCGAAGGCGCAGGCGGAGGCGAGGGAGUUGCAGGAGCACGUGCGCCAGCUGGAGAGUGCCGGCAAGGAGCUGCAGGAGAAGCUGGCGGAGAUGGCGUCGGAGCUGCGAACGCAGGAGCAGAAACGCGCUGAAGCGAGACCGUGCCAUCCAGGGCCUCUCGCUCGCCCAUGA